Molecule: messenger RNA, 36864 nt
Organism: Pelobates cultripes (western spadefoot toad)
Lineage: Eukaryota; Metazoa; Chordata; Amphibia; Anura; Pelobatidae
Source: the annotation of a GenBank genome assembly
GGACCCCAGGGAAGUCACCCUCCUGCACCAAGAAGGUAGGAAACAGGAGGGUGCCUACAAAUGUGUACAUUUUGCAUGUGUGUCAGUGUCUCUAUCUGUGUGUCCGUAUGUGUGUUAGUGUAUCUAUCAGUGUGUCUGCAUGUGUGCCAUUUUGUGCCCCUAUGUAUCUUUAUGUAUAUCAGUGUUUGUAUUUGCAUGAGUGUCGUGUGUGUCUGUGUAUCGGUGUUCCUGUGUAUCUGCAUUUGUGUCUGUGUAUCUGGAUGUCUGUCAGUAUGUGUAUCUGUGUAUAUGUGUGUGUGUGUCUAUGUACUUGCAUGUGUGUCAGUGUGUGCACCUGUAUGUCUGUGAAUCUGUAUGUCUGUCAGUGUGUGUAUGUGUAUAAACAUCAACACUACAUACAGACACACACCUGCACUCAAAGGCAAACACUACACACAAGUAAAACACUGCUGUCAAAUGGUGACAGUACGUAGAAACACACAACACUAUUAUACACAAAUACACCCGUACAUUCACAGACACAUAUACUCCAUACAAAAACAUGCUUACAUACGAACACUGCUCCCUGCUAAAUACAACCCUGCAAGAAUGGUCAAAUUGUAGAUCCCCAGCUGGCAAAGAAUUGUGGGAGUUGUACAACAGAUGGGGAUGUUCUUUUUUCCCAUCCUCACCACUGUUACCAUUGAAUGACAUCCGGGAAUUCCUGUCAUAAUAACCACUACAGCGUCAUGGCAUCAUAACCGCAAAGUUCUCGAAUGGAGCUGUGUCCUGGUAAGGCAGUGUUUUCUUCUAUGGAUGGUGAGCAAGCAGUGGAAGACUUGGCAAUGUGUCAGAAGAUGAGGGAAGGUAAGUGGCAUCUACAGAAGCAAUGAGCGAAGAGCUAACACCAUGCUCUCAGAGUAUAUAAUUGUGUGUAUUUAUAUGUUCUGUCCUUGGAAGGAGCUGUGUUUGGAGAAUACGUUGCAUGUUAGCUGUGACAAACUCCCCUUUUCCAGUGAGUUUGCCACGAGUUCCUGUAGGAGCCUGUUUCCCAGCCUCCUGCCCACAGAUUAUGGACCCUGUGAAAUACAGGGAGUGCAGAAUUAUUAGGCAAGUUGUAUUUUUGAGGAUUAAUUUUAUUAUUGAACAACAACCAUGUUCUCAAUGAACCCAAAAAACUCAUUAAAGGACCACUCUAGGCACCCAGACCACUUCAGCUUAAUGAAGUGGUCUGGGUGCCAGGUCCAGCUAGGGUUAACCCAUUUUUUCAUAAACAUAGCAGUUUCAGAGAAACUGCUAUAAUUAUGAAUGGGUUAAGCCUUCCCCUAAUCCUCUAGUGGCUGUCUCAUUGCCACACUAGAGGCGCUAUGCGUGCUUCUCACUGUGAUUUUCACAGUGAGAGCACGCUAGCGUUCAUAGGAAAGCAUUGUAAAUGCUUUCCUAUAGACCGCUGAAUGCGCUGCGCAGCCCUUUGCCGCAAGUGCGCAUUCAGUCGGGCGUAUGGAUCGAGGCGGAGAGGAGGAGGAGAGCUCUCCUAGCUGGUGUAAAAGUUUUUACCCCUUUCCCCUGAAUAUUUUUGGAAGUAGUUUUUAGUUUGUUUUUAGUUAUAGCUAUGUUAGGGGGAUAUCUGUGUGUGCAGGUGACUAUUACUGUGCAUAAUUAUUAGGCAACUUAACAAAAACAAAUAUAUACCCAUUUCAAUUAUUUAUUAUUACCAGUGAAACCAAUAUAACAUCUCAACAUUCACAAAUAUACAUUUCUGACAUUCAAAAACAAAACAAAAACAAAUCAGUGACCAAUAUAUCCACCUUUCUUUGCAAGGACACUCAAAAGCCUGCCAUCCAUGGAUUCUGUCAGUGUUUUGAUCUGUUCACCAUCAACAUUGCGUGCAGCAGCAACCACAGCCUCCCAGACACUGUUCAGAGGUGUACUGUUUUCCCUCCUUGUAAAUCUCACAUUUGAUGAUGGACCACAGGUUCUCAAUGGGGUUCAGAUCAGGUGAACAAGGAGGCCAUGUCAUUAGAUUUUCUUCUUUUAUACCCUUUCUUGCCAGCCACGCUGUGGAGUACUUGGACGCGUGUGAUGGAGCAUUGUCCUGCAUGAAAAUCAUGUUUUUCUUGAAGGAUGCAGACUUCUUCCUGUACCACUGCUUGAAGAAGGUGUCUUCCAGGAACUGGCAGUAGGACUGGGAGUUGAGCUUGACUCCAUCCUCAACCCGAAAAGGCCCCACAAGCUCAUCUUUGAUGAUACCAGCCCAAACCAGUAAUCCACCUCCACCUUGCUGGCGUCUGAGUCGGACUGGAGCUCUCUGCCCUUUACCAAUCCAGCCACGGGCCCAUCCAUCUGGCCCAUCAAGAAUCACUCUCAUUUCAUCAGUCCAUAAAACCUUAGAAAAAUCAGUCUUGAGAUAUUUCUUGGCCCAGUCUUGACGUUUCAGCUUGUGUGUCUUGUUCAGUGGUGGUCGUCUUUCAGCCUUUCUUACCUUGGCCAUGUCUCUGAGUAUUGCACACCUUGUGCUUUUGGGCACUUCAGAAGCUUUGCAAUUUUAAGAGUGCUGCAUCCCUCUGCAAGAUAUCUCACUAUUUUUGACUUUUCUGAGCCUGUCAAGUCCUUCUUUUGACCCAUUUUGCCAAAGGAAAGGAAGUUGCCUAAUAAUUAUGCACACCUGAUAUAGGGUGUUGAUGUCAUUAGACCACACCCCUUCUCAUUACAGAGAUGCACAUCACCUAAUAUGCUUAAUUGGUAGUAGGCUUUCGAGCCUAUACAGCUUGGAGUAAGACAACAUGCAUAAAGAGGAUGAUGUGGUCAAAAUACUCAUUUGCCUAAUAAUUCUGCACUUCCUGUAUAAUGUAAAAGUCUCGUUCGUGCAAUUGAGAUUAUAUGGUUUGGUUACCGAACAACCACAUGAACCGGAGUCCAUCCUGGAGCUUGUUAACACCUAUUACCAACUUGGAACGUUUCUCACCACAGUGUUCGUCUGGGUGGCCGCAAUUCCUAUGGACAACCACGAGGUGGCAGCCAUCUUGUGUGCAUGAAUGCAGGCAGCUGUGUUUGGGUAUGAAUUUCAUGGAACUAAAAUCGGACACAGAAACUCCUGAACACCGCUGGCCUUCCAUCAUCACCUGUGUUUGGUUCUAUACAACUUAGAAGGGCACUGUUCGGUGAAAUCAUUCAUCUGGAUGAGGGGAACAAGCUCCAGAGUAAGACUAUUGACUCUGUUCGGUAGUUUGUUCAUUUUCAAACUACUGAACUAGAUCGACCACAAGUCCUGAUUCUCUGGAACUGUUUUGGGCAUGGGACCAGGCCUGUGGUCGGUCAAAUAAAUGACUUCCAGGAAAUUCCUGAACUGAUCUGGGUGAUUUUUGGAUAUGUUGGUCACUCAGAUCAGGGCUAUCAGGGGAUGUAACUUUUGUGGGGUUUUAUGUAAUUUUAAAGUAUUUUGGGGGUUUUAUAAAAAUGUGUGUUUUGUGUUUGGAGAUAAUUGAGUUUAGUAUAAGUGCUUGACUCAAUUAUCUCCCAGGUACAGAGGAGGGAUCAACCUAUUAUGUGUUGGAGUGUCCUGGAUCUGAGAACCAAAGUGAUUGUGUAAUUGUUUAUACUGUGGUUUACUCUCAGGUCCAGGGGGAGUGCCUCUUGCAUGGGGACAUGCAUAUAAGGUCAGUUUUGGCUGCCAUUAAAUCAUUCCAGCUUGCACUCAAAAACUGUGUGUCCUUCUGUUAUUGGAGGGAAGGAAGAUUUAACCCCUGUGUCUGCUGUUCCAGCUUGCAGGAGAUUCAACUGGGAAAGUCCUUGUAAGGACUAGAGCUCCCAAGACUGAGUGUUGUCCAGUGCCUGGGGGUGUCUAGAGCGAAUUCCCCAUUCGGCUCCAGGAAGAAGUGGUUUCAGGGCCCCAGUCAAGCCACUGUGACUGUGGGCAGACGUGUUGCAGUUUGUCCCCUGUUCCAGCUAGGAAGCAGUACAUGGCGGAGGUAGCCGGCCAGGGGUACAGAGAACUCUGUUACAUUAGCUUUAGACCAAUAUUAAACAUCAGCAAAACCGUGUGAAAAGGGACAUAGAAACAUAGAAUGUGACGGAAGAUAAGAACCAUUCGGCCCAUCUAGUCUGCCCAAUUUUCUAAACCCUUUCAUUAGUCCCUAGUCUUAUCUUAUAGUUAGGAUAGUCUUAUGUCUAUCCCACGCAUGCUUAAAAUCCUUUACUGUGUUAACCUCUACCACUGCAGCUGGAAGGCUAUUCCAUGCAUCCACUACCCUCUCAGUAAAGUUAUACUUCUGGAUUUAUGUUUAAACCUUUGCCCCUCUAAUUUAAGACUAUGUCCUCUUGUUGUGGUAGUUUUUCUUAUUUUAAAUAUAGUCUCCUCCUUUACUGUGUUGAUUCCCUUUAUGUAUUUAAAAGUUUCUAUCAUAUCCCCCCAUCUUGUCUUUCCUCCAAGCUAUACAUGUUAAGAUCCUUUAACCUUUCCUGGUAAGUUUUAUCCUGCAAUCCAUGAACCAGUUUAGUAGCCCUUCUCGGAACUCUCUCUAAAGUAUCAAUAUCCUUCUGGAGAUGUCUCCAGUACUGCGUACAAUACUCCAAGUGAGGUCUCACUUUCUACUUUCUACUGCUAAUACUCUCCCUAUACAACCAAACAUUCUGCUAGCAUUUCCUGCUGCUCUAUUACACUAUCUGCCUACCUUUUAAGUCAUCAGAAAUAAAUACUCCUAAAUCUCUUUCCUCAGAUGUUGAGGUUAGGACUCUAUCAAAUAUUCUGUACUGUGCCCUUGGGUUUUAAACCUUAGACUGCUGGGGAGGCACCAGGGAGCAAGCUAUAGUGGUUAUGGUGCUUUAAAGGGUUUCUCCAACCCUUAUAAAACAAUAUUUAUUUUAAUGUAUAUUGCCCUAUUGCGCUCUGCCUGCAAGGGAGACAAUUUUUACGUUUGUUACCAGUGUGCUGUGCAUGUUGACGACAGGCGUAAAAUAUAUACGGUAUUGACAUUAGGCAUCCCAGAACAGGCCUGUGCAACAUUCCUGAACAAUUUUUGCAGUGUGGCAGGGUACAUUAUCCUGCUGAAAGAGGCCACUGCCAUCAGUAAACACCAUUGCCAUGAAGGGGUGUACUCUUGUGGUCUGCAACAAUCUCUACGUAGGUGGUACAAAUCAAAGUAACAUCCAUAUGAAUGCCAGGACCCAAGGUUUCCCUGGAGCAAACCUCCUGCGCUGACCUGUCUUCUUCCCAUAAUGCAUCCUACAGUCAUCUCUUCCCCGGGUAAAUGAUACAUGCAUCGGGCCAGAUUAACAUAGGGGCUGGUGGAGCUGCAGCUCCAGGCCCAGGCCCAUGGAAUAGGCCCAUUCGUUUCAUUUUUUUUUUUUUUUACACACUAAUCUUAGGGUUGCCAGGUAUUUCUCAUGUAUUUCUUAUGGUUGCCAGGUAUUUCGCAGAAGUAUUUUUCAGGUAUUUGAGGUUGCUUAGCCGGUGCCGGUAUUGCAGUAAUACCGGCAAUACAAAUGUCUGUCUCAGUAUAAACAGAGAUUACUCUGCAAUACCAGCGCCGGCCAGUAGGGGUCGCUGUUUGUGUGGAGAGAGGCAGGGAUAAGAACUUACAGCAUCUCCCUCCCUACCUCUCUCUACUCACUGAUCCGCGAGGAGCAGCUCUGCACAGAGAGUCCAGACAGCAGUUUCGAGCCUGGGGACGGUGAGAGACUUGGGGACGCUGAGACAUUGGGACACUGGGAGACAAAGGGACACUGGGGAACAUGGGGACCCUGAGACACUAGUGACAAAGUAGCCCCAUGUCUCCCAGUAGCCCCUAGUCUCUCAGUGUCCCCAUGUCUCCUAGCCAGUGUCCCUAGUGUCUCCCAGUGCCCCUGGUGUGUCUCAGUGUCCUCAUGUCUCUCAGUGUCCCUAGUGUCUGUGUCCCUAGUCUUCCAGAGUGCCCUAGUCUCUCAGUGUCCCCAUGUCUCUCCCAGUGUCUCAGUGUCCCCAAGUCUUACAGUGUCCCAAUGUCUCUAAGUGUCCCCUAGUGUCCUAGUGACAUCGGGACACUGGGAGACAAGGGGACACAGACUCUAAUGGACACUGGGAGACAUGGGGAUACAAACACUAUGGGACACUGGGCGACAUGGGGACACUGAGACACUAGGGGACACUGAGAGACAUGGAGACACUGGGGGACACUGGAAGACAUGGGGACACUGGGCGACUUUGAGACUUUGGAGAUAUGGGGCACUCCCAGUGUCCCCAUGUCGCCCAGCCAGUGUCCCUAGUAUCUUAGUAUCCCCAUGUCUCCCAGUGUCCCUGAUGUCUCUCAGUGUUCGUAGUGUGCCACUGUCCCUAGUGUCUCUGUGUUUCCUAGUCUCCCAGUGUCCCAAUGUCUCCCAGUGUCCCAUGUCUCCUAGUGUCUCAGUGUCCCUUAGUAUAAAAGAAAAAUUCUCAAACAUGCACCAGGUUUAUUGAACACCGCAACAUUUUGACCUGUACCCAGGUCUUACUCAAGUCUCCAGUGUCCCCUAUGUAUUACAGUGUCUCAGUGCCCAAUGUCUUCCAGUGUCCCCUCAUGUCCCCAUGUCUCCCAGUGUCCCCAAGAGUCUGUGUCCCCAGGCCUCCCAGUGUUCCCUAGUAUCUCAGUGUCCCAAUGUCUCUCAAUGUCCCCUAGUGACACGGGGACACAGACACUAAGGGACUUUGAGACAUGGGGACACAGAUAUGCCCCCUUUUUGUGUAUGUUUGCCCCUUUCGGCAGUUCUGGUUAUGUGAUUUGUGUCAGUGGCCCACCCUUUUACUCCAUCCAUAGACUUCCUGCUUUACUGGACACUGCUGUUAGGGGGUAUGGGUUUACUUGAAAGAUGAAAGUGUGAGAUUAGCAUAGGGUAUGUGUUUUCUCAUAGCUGCAUCCUAUGAGUUUCCCUCCAGCACCAUCUCCAUCAGAUACAUGACGCUUGGGAGGUAGGACUGUUUUAGUGUUUUUGGUCAAUAAGAUUUUGUAAUUAGGCCCACUGGGCUCUUAAUCUGGCCCUGCUUACAAGACAUGCCGUUUUGGAGAUGCUAUGACCCAGUCAUCUUGUCAUCACUAUCUGGCCCUUGUCAGACUCACUCUCAGAUCUUUUCACUUGCCCAUUUUUCCUGCCUCCAACACAUGAAAUCUAAGAAAUGACUGUUUACUUUCUGCCUAAUAUAUCCCAACCCCUGACAGGUGGCACUGUGAUAUCAUCAAUGCUAUUCACUUUACCUGUCAGUGGUUUUAGUGUUAUGGCUGUUCAGUGUAUAUUAAACUCUUGCUUAAAGGGAAGCUUUCAGUUCCCAAGAGAGUUUCGAGAGAUCUGAAAAAUACAUUUCAGUUUUAUAAAUUGACAUUAUUCUAUGCUGGAACAGAGUGCUGCCAUCUUGGGUUCCUGUCAAUCAUUGUAAGAUCUGGUCUUUUCUGGUAUUUAACCUAAUAAGUGGAAGUGGGGUCCAGAAAGAAAUGGUUCCUCCUUUGUAUUUGCAAUUUGUGUCUUGGCUGUGACACAGCCUAGCUGCUACUACAAUUAUUGUCUCAUCCUCUGCCACCCCAUAGUUGUGGCUGUGUAUGAUGUGUAUUAGUGUACUGGCUGUGUGUUAUGUCUGUGCGGGCAGCUCAGUAUGUAUGCGGUUUGUGCUUGCUGUGUGGAAUGCAUGUGCUGGGUAGUGGGUGUGUUGGCUGAGUAUAAUUUGUUGUGAUGUGUUGUACUCCACUCCAGCAGGUAUAGGACUAUGAUCUGCUGGUCCAUUGGUGGUUCUGUAUUCCUGGUGGUCCAAUGGGAGAUGAUCCUAGUCACAAGGUUCUGAUUCCCUUGAGGACCAGCAGAGUUAAAUUCCUUGGUGGGGCCAGUGAGUAAUCCCUUGUUCUGGUCUGGCACUCAAUGAUUAGACAGAGAGCAGGGUUAGGAGCGCCAUAACAUGAGGGAGCACUGCAAGUGUAAUGCGUCCAUUGGAAGUGCUGGUGAAGUGCAUCCUGUUGGUGAAUUUGCAAGGGGAACUCAAUGGGGAAACUUCCCCCCUUGUAACAUGUACCAGGACCCAUUCGCAAGAUGCACUUUAUUAAGUGAGGGUGAAGUGGCCAGGCCAAGUCCAGGGCCCUAGGUGGAUGCUACUUCACUGAAUUUGUCGGUAGCUCAGCCUACUUGUGAAGAUAGACGUUAUUUGGUUGACAUUUCUAGUUUAGAAAUGCAGAUGGAAUUAGUUUUAUAUAAGUCUGGAAUAAAUGAUCUUGAAGACAGCAUUGAAAGUCAUGUUUCAGUGUUUGCAGAUGACACAAAACUUUGUAAAAUAAUACAAUGUGAGCAAGAUAUUAUUUUGCUGCAGAGGGAUUUAGAUAGACUGGGGGACUGGGCACUCAAAUGGCAGAUGAAAUUUAAUGUAGAAAAAUGCAAAUGUAUGCACUUUGGUAUAAAAAAUGCACAAACAACUUAUAUUCUUAUUGGAAGCGAAUUAGGGAUAACAACACACGAGAAGGACUUGGGAAUUGUUAUAGACAACAAACUAUGCAACAAUGUGCAAUGUCAAUCAGCAGUGGCCAAGGCCAGUAAGGUAUUGUCAUGCAUGAAAAGGGCAUUCAUUCUCGGGACGAGAAUAUCAUUUUGCCUCUUUAUAAAUCACUGGUAAGACCACAUAUUGAAUAUGAUGUGCAAUUUUGGGCACCUGUUCUAAAGAAGGAUAUUAUAGCACUAGAAAAAGUGCAGAGGCGGGCUACAAAAUUAAUAAAAGGAAUGGAACAUAUCAGCAAUGAAGAAAGGUUAACAAAUUUAAACCUAUUUAGUUUAGAAAAACGUCGCCUGAGAGGGAAUAUGAUAACAUUAUACAAAUAUAUUCGGGGCCAAUACAAACCAUUGUGUGGAAAUCUAUUCACAAACCGGACUUUACAUAGGACACGAGGCCAUGCGUUUAGACUGCAAGAAAGAAGAUUUCAUCUAAGGCAAAGGAAAGGUUUUUUUACCGUAAGAACAAUCAGGAUGUGGAAUUCUCUGCCUGAAGAAGUGGUUUUAUCAGAGUCCAUACAGAUGUUCAAACCGCUACUAGAUGCAUACUUGCAAAAACAGAAUAUUCAAGGAUAUAAUCUUUCAAUGUGGGGUAAUAACUGCUUGAUCCAAGGAUAAAUCUGACUGCCAUUCUGGGGUCAAGAAGAUAUUUUUUCCUAGCUUGUUGCAAAAUUGUGGGGGUUUUUUUGCCUUCUUUUGGAUCAACAGCAAAAAACAAAUGUGAGGAAGGCUGAACUUGAUGGACGCAUGUCUCUUUUCAGCUAUGUAACUAUGUAACUAUAUGUAACUAUGUAAAAAUGUCAUAAUUAGGCCCAUUAUAAACUCCAGCUCCAGGCUCAUGAAAUCCAUAAUCCAAUAUUAAAUAAUAAUAUUAAAUACUACAAUGUUAUAAAUGAAUGCAUUUAUUUAUAACACUGGAGCAGUGUAAAGUUAACUGAGUCCCACUUCCCUUUCGAGAGAUCGUCAGUAGUGAUGAUCUUCCCACAAUCCAAUGCUUCUCAUAGAGAAGGGUGCAUGUGCAAUAAUGGUCACCCUGCGUCAGCAAUGCUUUUCACAGAGCUAGAGCAAAAAGCCGUCAAUAGGAGCUUUAUAAAAAUACAAACUUCUCUUGAAAUCUGCACUUUAAUCACUUUUUUAUAAAGUAAGAAAGAGGUUAUGAUAUCUUAAAUCCAAGCACCAUAAUCACUACUGAAGUGUUUAUGGUGACAGGAGUGCCGUGGCUUCCUCAAUUGUAAGGCAUUUAAACCAUUUUAGAAUGGUAUGCUUUUUUCUGACGUCCAGUACUUCCGAUGGAGAACAGUAAGACCCUGAACUAAGCCAGCUCGUUGGUUGAGAACAAGAGCUGAUCGCUCUCACCUGCACCAUUAGGUUUAGCUCAGACACAUGGUGUCUGGCUCUCUGAUGGAAGUAGUGCACAAGUGGUGACCGGCAGAGACCAGUUUAGAACUCAAACUGUUCAAAACCAGUUUGAGUACUUAAAAUUGGGGUGAGGGGUGCCAGGGCAAUCUUUUCAUCAUAAACGUCACAGCAUUUUGUAGUGGUUAUGGUACUUGGAAUGUUACCAUUAAAAAGACUUCAGCAACAUGACGUGCUCUAGGGGUUGGGAAUGUUCCCUUAAAAUAAUCUGUUUGCUUUCUAGAUAAUUACCACGCAAAAUUAUUCCACAGGUCAAUAGUUAUGUCAUAUAAAAAUAUUACUAUGGGACAAGUUUAACCCCUUAAGAUCGGAGGGCGUACUAUUACGUCCUAUUUUAAGCGGCUCUAAACGCCACCAGGCGUAACAGUACGCCCUCCGGCGAUCGCGGUUGGGGGGACUCCCAGGGAUCUUCCCUCCUGCAGCCCCCCCCGGCCAUGUGAGAGUGAGGUCCUUGCGAGGACCUCACAAUCACAUGGCCGGGUUAGCUGCCUGCUGUAUUGCCAGCAGGGGGACUGCCUGUAAUGACAGGUAGUCCCCCAGCUGGCUGAAUUUAAAUAAAAUAAAAGUUAAUAAGUGUAAAAAAAAUUAUACUUAGAUCAUAUAUAUAUGAUUUAAGUAUAUCUAUACACAUAUACAUACACACACAUACACUGUCUAGGUGUAUUUUACUAUUAAUAUAUAUAUAUAUAUAUAUUAAUAUCAAAUUACACGUAGACGGAUACUGAUUAAAUAUAUAUAUAAUUAUUGUUAUAUAUAUAUUUAUAUAUAAUAUAAAAAAAAUGUAAAUACGUUAAAAAAUAAAAUUUAAAAAUAAUUAAAAAUAAAUAAUUAAAAAAUAUAUAAUGUGUGUUAUUUCGUUCUAACUGUAUUGUGAUAUUACUACAUAUAUUUAUAUCAAAAUACACGUAGAACGAAAUAAUAUAUAUAUCUAUAUACAUAAAUAUAUAUGUAUAUAUCACUAUAUAUAUAUACCUAUGUAUAAAUAAAAAUAUUUUUUUUAAAAUUAUAUAUAUACAUAUAUAUACACCUACGUAUAUAUAUACAUAUAUUAAUUCUACAUAUAUAUUUAUGUAAUAUUUUUACAUAAUUAGGUAUCUUAAUUAAUUACAAUUAGCAGGACCUGCCUGACAACCAAUGCCGAAAGUAAAGGGAAUUUAAUUUGCUAGCACUAUAUUUAACCUUAUAACUUUCCAAGACACCAUAAAACCUGUACAUGGGGGGUACUGUUCCACUCGGGAGACUUCGCUAAACACAAAUAUUAGUGUUUCAAAACAGUAAAAUGUAUUACAACGAUGAUAUCGCCAGUAAAAUUACGUUUUUUACAUUUUUCACGCACAAACAGCACUUACACGGACGAUAUUAUUGCUGCGAUACUUUUUACUGUUUUGAAACACAAAUAUUUGUGUUCAGCGAAGUCUCCCGAGUACAACAGUACCCCUCAUGUACAGGUUUUAUGGUGUUUUCAAGUUACAGCGUCAAAUAUAAGGCUUGUGUUUCAUUUUUUUCACAUUAAAUUCGCUAGAUUGGUUACGUUGCCUUUGAGACCCUAUGGUAGCCCAAGAAUGAAAAUUACCCCUAUGAUGGCAUACCAUUUUCAAUAGUAGACAACCCAAGGUAUUGCAAAUGGGGUAUGUCCAGUCUUUUUUAGUAGCCACUUAGUCACAAACACUGGCCAAAAUUGGCGUUUUUUGCAUUUUUCACACACAAACAAAUACUAACGCUAACUUUGGCCAGUGUUUGUGAUGAAAUGGCUACUAAAAAAGACUGGACAUACCCCAUUUGCAAUACCUUGGGUUGUCUACUAUUGCAAAUGGUAUGCCAUUAUGGGUGUAAAUUUCAUUCCUGGCUACUAUAAAGUCCCAAAGGCAACGUAACCAAUCUGGCGAAUUUCAAUUUCUAAUGUAACGUGCUAUAUUUGACCCUGUAACUUCCCAAAACGCCAUAAAACCUGUACAUAGGGGGUACUGUCUUACACGUGAGACUUUGCUGAAUACAAAUAUGUGUAUUUUAUUGCAGUAAAAGCAAACAGUAUUAUGACAUUGACAGUUAAAAUGUCAUGUAGAACUAAACUUUUUUUAAAAAAAAUCUUAUUUUCUCCCAUUUUUUUCAUAUUAAAUUAUGUUUCAUAGCUAAAUAUUUGAUAUUAAAUGAAAGCCCUGUUUCCCCUGAAUAAAAUGAUAUAUAAUAAGAGUGGGUGCAUUUACUAUGAAAGAGGUGUAUUACGGUUGGACAGACAUGUAGCGCAAAUGCCAGGAUUUGUUUACAUUUUGUUUUGUUCACAACGUGUACAUUUGGCUCCAUCCUUAAGGGGUUAAUGACAACCACAUUAGUGCCGGUAAGUAUUUUUAUUAUUGUUAAUAUCAUUAUACUGGAGAUAUCCAUAUUUUACAUUCACAUUUGCAUUAUUACACCGAGCAAUUUUCCUAUAACUAUAACCACGUUGUUAUGGGAUAAUAUUUUAGAACAUUGCACUGGUAUUAUAACUAGACAGGGCACUAUUUAUAUUAAAAAUAAUCAGUAUUAUUAUUAUUUUAUUAUUUAUAUAGUUCCAGCAAAUUCCGUAGCGCUGUGGGUAUGAGGUAAUGUUAGAUUUAGAACAUUGCACUGAUACUCCAAUUACACAAGGCAAUAUUUAUAGUAUCAGUAUAUAACAUUUAGAACCAUUGCACUGGUAUUAUAACUAAACAGGGCAAUAUUUAUUUCAUGUUUGUAUAAUGAAUAUAGAUAUUGCAGUGGUAUUAUAACACAGGGCAAUAAUCACAUUAUAAUAUGAGCAUGGGGUGAUGUUAGAACAUUUUACUCAUAUAAUAUAAUAACAGUUGUCAGUGUGAGGUGUAUAGACAGAGCAUUGUGUCAUUGCUGUCAGUGGGGCAGGUUUAGCUCACACAUGCUGCAUGGGACACACUGUGACCUGCAGGGGGGGGGGGAGUAGUGCUUCCGGGUCACCAUCAGGGAAACAUGGCGGCGCCCAUGGAGCUGUACUGCUGGAAGGGAGACUGGGGGCUUCCCACAGUGGACGUGGAUUGUCUGACCGUGCUGGUAGGAGACCCCGGGGAUAAUGGGCUCUGUGCCAGGGGAAACACAGGGGCCAAAACAUGAUGUAUAGCUGUAACCCCAGCUGGAAGGAAGUAUUGAUCUCAAUGACCCCACUGUCAGUGUGAGACAGCAUGAGGACAGAGAGUGUGAGACAGCAUGAGGACAGAGAGUGUGAGACAGCAUGAGGACAGGGAGUGUGAGACAGCAUGAGGACAGGGAGUGUGAGACAGCCAGCAUGAGGACAGAGUGUGUGAGACAGCCAGCAUGAGGACAGAGUGUGUGAGACAGCCAGCAUGAGGACAGAGUGUGUGAGACAGCCAGCAUGAGGACAGAGUGUGGGAGACAGCAUGAGGACAGAGUGUGCGAGACAGCAUGAGGACAGGGAGUGCGAGACAGCAUGAGGACAGGGAGUGCGAGACAGCAUGAGGACAGGGAGUGCGAGACAGCAUGAGGACAGGGAGUGCGAGACAGCAUGAGGACAGGGAGUGCGAGACAGCAUGAGGACAGGGAGUGCGAGACAGCAUGAGGACAGGGAGUGCGAGACAGCAUGAGGAGAGGGAGUGCGAGACAGCAUGAGGACAGAGUGUGUGAGACAGCCAGCAUGAGGACAGAGUGUGUGAGACAGCAUGAGGACAGGGAGUGUGAGACAGCAUGAGGACAGAGUGUGUGAGACAGCAUGAGGACAGAGUGGGUGAGACAGCAUGAGGACAGAGUGGGUAAGACAGCCAGCAUGAGGACAGAGAGUGUGAGACAGCAUGAGGACAGGGAGUGUGAGACAGCAUGAGGACAGGGAGUGUGAGACAGCAUGAGGACAGAGUGUGUGAGACAGCAUGAGGACAGGGAGUGUGAGACAGCAUGAGGACAGAGUGUGUGAGACAGCCAGCAUGAGGACAGGGAGUGUGAGACAGCCAGCAUGAGGACAGGGAGUGCGAGACAGCCAGCAUGAGGACAGGAGGCGAGACAGCAUGAGGACAGGGAGUGCGAGACAGCAUGAGAACAGGGAGUGCGAGACAGCAUGAGGACAGGGAGUGGCGAGACAGCAUGAGGACAGGGAGUGCGAGACAGCAUGAGGACAGGGAGUGCGAGACAGCAUGAGGACAGGGAGUGCGAGACAGCAGGAGGACAGGAGGCGAGACAGCAUGAGGACAUGUGCGAGACAGCAUGAGGACAGGGAGAGCGAGACAGCAUGAGGACAGGAGGCUUGCAGACAGCAUGAGGACAGAGAGUGCGAGACAGCCAGCAUGAGGACAGGGAGUGUGAGACAGCAUGAGGACAGGGAGUGCGAGACAGCAUGAGGACAGAGAGUGCGAGACAGCAUGAGGACAGGGAGUGCGAGACAGCAUGAGGAUAGAGAGUGUGAGACAGCAUGAGGACAGAGUGUGUGAGACAGCAUGAGGACAGAGUGUGUGAGACAGCAUGAGGACAGAGUGUGUGAGACAGCAUGAGGACAGAGUGUGUGAGACAGCAUGAGGACAGAGUGUGUGAGACAGCAUGAGGACAGUGAGUGUGAGUGCAGACAUGUGAGUGAGAUAUAAGUGACAGGGAGUGUGAGUGCAGACAUGUGAGUGAGAUGGAAUGACUGACAGGGAGUGUGAGUGAGAUAUAAGUGAGAGAGUGUGUGAGUGCAGACAUAUGAGUGGUGGCAGAUAGUUGAGUGUUAUCUUAAAUAAAGAGUAAAAUACCCUAACCCAUAACAAGAGUAUUUACAUUUGCAUAUGAUGCAUUGGAUUAUAGCUAGCAGUACUCUGCCCCCAAAACAUUUAUCUGUAUCAGGAAAGAAAGAAAUGGAGCUGCACACUAGAUCUCAAGUGUUAUAUCACAGGUGAGCUGCUUCCCAUGGCAGGAGUUUAAAGCAGGAACAUGUGGUCUGUUGGGACAGUUUCCACGUAUUGACCACCGACUGUAUUUUUUGACAUCUGUUUUAUUUAAGUUUCGUACCGUCAAUAAUAAACUUUUUAAUAAUAUGUGCAGCUCCAUUUUUCUUUUUGCUGACAGUGUGAAUGUCUGUUAGCGUGCGUGUAGACUUGUGAAUGUCCAGUAAUGGGAGAAUAAAUGUGAGUAGGAGGUUGGGUAUUUGUAGACAAUCGAGGGUCCAGUAGCAUUAAGAGCAUUGAUGUGACUGCAAAUGAGGAUAAACAUGAAGGUACGAGUGCUCAGUAUGUGGAACAUAUACAUGUAAUAAUUUGAAUGUAGGAGUCACAAAACCAAAGGGGAACUGCGCACAUAAAUAUUACACCAUGCUUGGUGAUCCACGGGAGGGAGCUACACACUCCCAAAUUGUCAGUAAUUCCAAAAGGAAAUCCGGAUUCCAAAUCUCAGUACAAACAGCUUCAAUGGAACCAAUUCACAGAACAAUAGUUUGUCUCCAUCAUGGGAUCUUUAUCAAGUGACUUGAAAAAGACAACAUGAUGGAGUUGAAACUUUAUCCUGUGACUCUGUUGCUCUGAAGCUGUUUGUUCUAAAAACCGUAUGUCUGGAUCUCUCUUUGGAAUUCUAGUCUGACUUUGGAAGUAUGAUAGAUUGAGUCCUGAUAGUAUUCCAAUGUGUGCGGUAGUGCGAGAACAGGCAUGUAGUGAGAAAGAAAGGCUUGCUAGAGACCUUGUCAAUGUAUGAAUGACAUGUAGUGUUAAUGACAAGUAAUGUGUGGAGAGAUGUAACUGGCAGGCAUUGAAAUGUGUUAUGAAUGAAUAUGAGUACUGAUGUGAAUGAGCGAUAUAGUGCGUGCUGAGCAUAGACUUGAGUAGAGUAAAUAGAAGAGCCAACACAAUACACAGAAUGCACAGAUCAUUGAAACCAAUCUGUAAAAGAGAAAAGUUAUAACACACACCCCUACCAGAAACAAACCCUCAACACUGUGCUAAAUGAAAAUAACCAAAACAGAAUCUGUUACUUAAAAUCUGAUCUGAAAUUGUAUACAGAGACAGUUCACAUCAUGUAACAUGGGGUAUGCAUCCUCAAUAAUACUGUGUAUCAUGCCUGGCUAAUCAUGGAAAAGGUAACGAGAGAACACCUGCCAUGUAAUCAUAUAAACACACAUCAUAUUAAUAAAAAUAAUGGAUAUAAACAUGCAUUGAAUCUGCAUAGAGCUAUAAUGCAUUGUCAUAUUGGUGGAUGAAGGGAAUCCUCUUUCAACAUAAGUAGUGGACAAUAAUCGCAUAAAUAUUAUAAACAUGCGUGGAAUAGAUCUACAUUGUACAGAAAGAGUGGUGGAUAAAUGGAUUUGCCAUCCAGCAGAAGUGGUAGUUGUUUUACAGUCAGGGGGAUUUACUGUAUCCGCAAAAGGAGGGUUAGAGAAUACAUGGGGUUCUGCGAUAAAAACUCAUAGACUCUAGGUAACAUAACCAUUAUACAGAUCUUUAGUUGAUAAGAGUGCUUCUUUAAAGGAACACAACAACUUCAUCUAAUUGAUCCACGCAUCCAAGCUCUCUGGGUAGAAGAGCCAGGACUGUUACUCUCUGGUUCUCAUACCUAGGUAUGCCCCGUGAUGUCACGCACUCAUGUGCCGUCACUGUCUGUCAUAGAGAAUCAUUGCACGCAGUUGUUUUAAUGGCAGAUGUGUCUGUUUCCCUAUUACUUAUCUAUGAGCAGCAUUCGAUUGGACCGUCAUGCCUCCACGAUGUUAUUACAUGAGGAGGGAGGGAUCCGAUAUAAUCUCUUGAAUUAUUAUUUAAUGAGAUUUCUAUAAAGAAUAGAGUAGUAAAUGAAACAUUACAUCCCAAAACAGAAAUGUAUACCCCACACUGCUUUUUUAAACUAUAUUUUGUUUCUGUUUAGGCAGCCCUAGCCACACCUCACAUGGCUGUGACUGACAGAGCCUGCAUUAAAAAAAAGUUUCAUUUUCAAUCAGAUGUUAACUUACUUUACAAGUGUUUUUAGCUCCUGGUCUGUAAUUGAACUUUAAUCACACACAGGAGGCUGCUGCAUGGUGUAGCAAGUUAUUAACAGUGCAGGAGAUAAUACAUUCUAAAUUAAACAGAGUUUGCAAUAAAGGAAGUGUUUAGGAAGGCUGUGCGUGUUACAUGCUGGGAGGUGUGACUAGGGCUGCAUAAACAAAGUGACCAUCUCCUAAAUGGCAGAGAAUUGAGCAGUGAGACAUGGGGAAAGAUCUAUACACCAAAACUGCAUUGUUAAGCUAAAGUUGUUUUGGUGACUAUAAUGUCCCUUCAUGCGGAAGUGCUUUAGAGCAGUGUUCCCCAACCCAGUACUCAUGGACCACCAACAGUCCAGGUUUUUAUCGGUACCACCAUUGGAAUAAAACAGGGAAAUACAUAAAUCCUGGACUGUUAGUGGUCCAUAAGCACUGGGUUGGGGAACACUGCAUUAGAGACAUGAAUUUCUCGUUAAAAUACUAGCUUUGGUCAUACCUGGGAUAUGAAUUGAACUCUACUCAUUAAAAUGGGUAGUUCCAUGGAAUUACCUUGCAGUAGAGGUGGUAAACUAUACUGUACAGGAGUUUAAAGAUGCAUGGGAGAGUCAUGCUUGGUAUAGGACACUAAAAGCAUCAAAACAAUUUAAUCCAAAUGAAGCUGUUUUAUCAUGCAUAUCAUGCCCCUGCAGUCUUACUGCUCAAUUAUCUGCCAUUUAGGAGUUAGACCACUUUUGUUUCUGUUUAUGCAGCCCUAGCCACACCUCCCCUGGCUGUUACUCAGACAGUCUUCAUGAAAAAAAUAUUUACAUUUCCAAUCAGAUGAUAAGUCGCUUUAGAAGUUUUUAUCUCCUGCUCUGUGAAUUGACCUUGAAUCACACACAGGAGUCUCCUGCAGGGUAUAGAAGACUGUUAAAGAAACACUAUAGCAUUAUUCAUAACUCUGCAUAUUUCUUUAGGUCAGCAGCCCCAACUUCGUGUAUAAAGGUUUAAGAACCCAUUUUACCUUUACAUGUUUUGGUUUCCUCCUCCAGCUGUGUCACUCACAUAGGGGAACCUAAUACACAUUCGUGGCAAGCACGGCACAUGCAUUAGAGCUUUCCCAUAGGGAAGCACUGAAGCAAUGCUUUCCUAUGGAGAGUUUGAAGAUGUUGGGUUUCCUCAUGAAAAUUGUGAUGACUUUAAACUCAGUUAGAAUCCAGGAAGUGCCUGUUUGGAAGUUAACCACUAGAGGGUGUCUUAACCCUUUAAUAUAAACACUGCAUAUUCUCUAAAAACUGCAGUGUUUUACAUUGCAGUGUUAAAGGGAACAGGGCCACUUCACCCAGACCACUGCAAUGAGACAAUGUGGUCUGGGUGACUAUAGUGUCCCUUUAACCGAGCAGAGAUAAGAAAUUCUAAAUUAAACAGACUGUGCAAUAAAGGAAGUGUAAACGUUAGAUCCCUCAUUACAGGAAGUGCUUAGGAAGGCUCUGCAAGCUACAUGCAGGGAGGUGUGACUAGAGCUGUAUAAAUGAAGUGAUAUAACUAAAUGAGAAUUGAGCAGUGAGACAGCAGGGCUAAGAUAUAUACACCAAAACUGCUCCAUUAAGCUAAAGUUGUUUUGUUGACUAUAGUGUCCCUUUAAUUUUGGAAAUAACAAGUGCCAAAAGUAGAACAAUCAGCAAUAACAUUAUUUCAUGAUAAAUGCUUCUCUGUCAGCACUUUAUCUCUGAUUCCCUCUUUAUGUGCAUCCAGCUACAUUUCUGUCACACUGAGCUAACUGGUUGCAGCGAGGGGCCUGGCACAUUUUACAGUGUGUGCCAGCAUGACCGGUGCCAGAAGUGGGCACAGUGAGUGCCAGCAUAAUAUGUGAGUUCUGAUAUUGUGAUGCCAAGCCAGGCUUAACUAAUUUUUGUGAGGUCUGGUAUAGUACACGGUGAAUCUUGAGAUGGUGCUUGCAAACCCUGGCAUGGCUUAUUGUAACACUGUCCGCCCCCUUGCCUGAGAUCCUGACACUGUAGUGCUGGCACUGUGUGGUUCAGUCCUUGGUCCCCUACUGUUCUCUAUCUACACUGCCUCCCUUGGUAAACUCAUUAGCUCUUUUGGCUUCCAAUGUCAUUUCUAUGCGGACGAAACGCAAAUGUAUCUGUCCUCCCCUGAUCUCUCCCCGUCCCUAUUGACGAGUGUCUCUGACUGCCUCUCUGCUAUUUCUAACUGGAUGGCUGCCCACUUCCUUAAACUCAACUUGACCAAAACUGAAAUUCUAGUAUUUCCUCCCUCAAGUGUUGCUACUCCUCUGUCUGCCUCCCUCCAAGUCAACGGUGCUGCCAUCAGCUCCACCACGCAGGCUCGCUGCCUAGGUGUUCUCUUUGACUCCGAAUUCUCCUUCAUGCCUCAUGUUCAGUCUAUCACCAAAUCCUGCCACUUCCAUCUCAAAAACAUUGCACGCUUGCGACCCUACUUAACGCCAGAUGCGACUAAGGUGCUGGUCCGUUCCAUUGUCCUUUCUCACCUUGACUACUGUAAUCUGCUUCUCAGUGGUCUUACGUGCUCCCAGCUUGCGCUGUUACAGUCCAUAAUGAAUGCGGCGGCGAGGCUCAUCGUCCUGUCCGCCCGCACCUCAUCCUUCUGUCAGUCCCUACAUUAGCUUCCUGUAAGAUAUAGGGCUCAAUUUAAAAUUCUGGUUCUUGCUUUCAAAUAUCUACAUAAUUCUGCUCCCACCUAUCUAUCCUCACUAAUACAGAAGUUUUUCCUGUCUUUAACCUUACGCUCUGCUGAAGACUUACGUCUAUCUUCUGUCCGUACUCCCACCUCUGAUGCUCGCCUUCAAGACUUCUCCAGGGCUGCACCGUUCAUGUGGAACUCACUUCCCUCCUCCAUUAGAUGCUCACGCAGUCUCCACUCCUUCAAAAAAAUAAUUAAAAACCCACUUCUUCAUAAAAGCGUAUCAAUUAAACUGUUAAUAGCUCCUGACUGAUUCCUCUCUUGCAACUGUUAUUAGUCUAAUACUAUCCUUACCUUUUGUGUCACAUUACCUUACUCCCUCUAGCAUGUAAGCUCAUUGAGCAGGGCCCUCGACCUCUCUGUCCAAUUUGUCUGGUUACAACUACAUGUCUGUUCGUCCAUCCACUGUAAAGCGCUGCGGAAUUUGUUGGCGCUAUAUAAAUAAUAACAUAAUAAUAAUAAUAUGAAUCCUGACACUACUUGUGACUCCUGGCAAAGUGUGCGGAACCACGGGUAGUACUGUCUGUGAAGACUGACAAAGCUGUUGUGAGUGCAAGUGUGGCACUCAUGCACUCUGGAAUGCUGCAAGCGACCUCUGGCACAGUGGAUAUGGUUUGUAGCAAGCUAGGUUCCUGUUGUGCUAGUGUUAAAGCUAGCUGACAUUUUGUUCCGGAAUGUAAGCCCUGGUUCAGUGGAGGGGACUCUUGGCGUGGUGGGUGAUUGUGAUCCCUAACAUGCUUCUGUUUUUAUUUUUUGGAGUUAAAACAUGAUAUGUUGUUACAAAUCUGGUUCACUUGCUGUAAUUCCCAGCAGUGUAAUCACUAGCUUAUUGGAGGUAAACCCUGGCACUCUGCGUGUGGACUUUUGCCUUUUGGAGGAAAUGGCAGUAAGGUUGUGAGCCCUGCUUCAUUCAAGUUACGUUUUGGCAUUGUGUGCAUGAACCCUGGUUACUGAAGAUAGAUCUGCAUCGAGUGAGGCCAUCUUUGGCACAGUGCAUGUGAUCCGUGGCAUGGUGUGCGAGGUCUGACUGUAAAUAGACUGUGUUGAGUGUGAGUGUAUGCAAUCCCUGGUAUUGGAACGUAUGUAAGCUCUGGCACUUUGUGUGUGAGAACUCUGGUUCAUUGGCUGUCGACCCUUGGCUGAAUGUUUGUGCGCACUGGCACAGCGUGUGUGAAUCUGUGCUUGCUCUGAAUAGGUAUAAAUUCCUCAUAGUAGGCAGACAUCACCUGUAUUCUGGCAACAAUAUUACCUGGUUUGUAAAAGAUUUAUGAACAAAAUCCUUGAGUGGGAUUGUUUAAAUGAACAUAUUGGUAGCACACACACACUAGCUCGGUCUGCCAGUGGUGGCACUCCAUGUACCAGUCUGGCUGCACGGUGGUACAGACGUCUCUUUGAUCAGAUUGUAUUUUUUAAUUGCCGUGUAGACCUUCACUGAGCAUUUGAGCAGAAAAACACUUAGUGAAAUCUGAUCCCCCACUAGUCUGUUUGAGGGGUGUCUGGUAUCUAUCGAUAUGGAUCAGAAGUGUUUGAUUGUUUUGUCACCAGAGGACAUCUUUGAGCAUGAACCUUUCUGUGUUACGCAGAAUAACAUACAUGAAAUUUCAAUAUAUUAUGUUUCAUAUCCCUCGCACCAAAUGUUUCUGACAUUGCGAAUCCCCAGGGCAGAAAAUUCUGAAGUGAUUCACAGGUUUAGUAAUUCACACCAUAUUCUGUCUGGAAACAGGAGCUAUGCAUAAGUACAUACAUUAACGCGUUAAAAGGAAGAGUUGCUCUGUGUGUGCACAAUGUAAACUCGCAGAUAGAUUAGAGAAGACAUUUUUCAGACCACACACUCUGCAGGAGCUCCUUCCAAUUCUCAUGCAGCAGGAAACCCCAUCCAGAACUGUGUUUGCUAAUCACUGCGGCUGCUGAGUUGGCAGCGAGCUCACCUCUUAUUCUGCUUAGUUGCUAAUAAGAUGCUUCAGAAGUGACAUCACUGACCACAGCAUGAAACCCACAGCCACACGUGGUUAGCUAAGGCUGCAAACUGGGCCUGCAGCGUCCUGCACAGAGGGUCUAAUCUGAUUGAGGUCAGAAGGGGACACAGUCUUCUACAGCGCUCCAUUUGUGUUUUUUAUUUUUAUUUUCCAGACAUAUGCCAAGUUCUCAGGAGCUCCUCUGAAGGUUCACAAGAUCUCCAACCCAUGGAGAAGCCCCUCAGGUAAACUCAUCCAACUAACACUCCUUACCUUGUCCUGGAAACACUGAAUCCUCAUGUAAGUCGAUAGUACCCUUCUAAUAGCACUCUUCUUGCAGGUCAGAUGCCUGCUCUAAAGACGCAGGAUGAAGGAGUCAUCUUUCAGAACACUAAAAUUAUUAACUAUUUAAGGAAACAGGUGAGCUCUUCAUAUAUAACUUUCAGCCUUUGGAAACAGGUGAGGUCUUUAAAUAGUAUUACCCAUCUCAAGAGGCAAGUGUAUUUCUUAUAUCACAUGGCAUUUCUGACAGUUGAUAUUGUAGAAGGGAAAGACACCAAUGAUCUAUCUGACAGUCGAUAUUGUAGUAUGGAGAGACACCAUUGAUCUAUCUGACAGUUGAUAUUGUAUUAUGGAAAGACACUAUUGAUCUAUCUGACAGUUGAUAUUAUAGUAUGGAAAGACACCAAUGAUCUAUCUGACAGUCGUUAUUGUAGUAUGGAAAGACACCAAUGAUCUAUCUGACAGUUGAUAUUGUAGAAUGGAAAGACAACAUUGAUCUAUCUGACAGUCGAUAUUGUAGUAUGGAAAGACACCAAUGAUCUAUCUGACAGUCGAUAUUGUAGUAUGGAAAGACACCAUUGAUCUAUCUGACAGUUGAUAUUGUAGUAUGGAAAGACACCAAUGAUCUAUCUGACAGUCGAUAUUGUAGUAUGGAAAGACACCAAUGAUCCAUCUGACAGUCGUUAUUGUAGUAUGGAAAGACACUAUUAAUCUAUCUAACAGUCGAUAUUGUAGUAUGGAAAGACACCAUUGAUCUAUCUGACAGUUGAUAUUGUAGAAUGGAAAGACACCGAUGAUCUAUCUGACAGUUGAUAUUGUAGUAUGGAAAGACACCAAUGAUCUAUCUGACAGUCGUUAUUGUAGUAUGGAAAGACACCGAUGAUCUAUCUAACAGUUGAUAUUGUAGUAUGGAAAGACACCAUUGAUCUAUCUGACAGUUGAUAUUGUAGUAUGGAAAGUCACCAUUGAUCUAUCUGACAGUUGAUAUUGUAGUAUGGAAAGACACCAAUGAUCUAUCUGACAGUCGAUAUUGUAGUAUGGAAAGACACCGAUGAUCUAUCUGACAGUUGAUAUUGUAGUAUGGAAAGACACCAAUGAUCUAUCUGACAGUCGAUAUUGUAGUAUGGAAAGACACCAAUGAUCUAUCUGACAGUCGUUAUUGUAGUAUGGAAAGACACUAUUAAUCUAUCUAACAGUCGAUAUUGUAGUAUGGAAAGACACCAUUGAUCUAUCUGACAGUUGAUAUUGUAGAAUGGAAAGACACCGAUGAUCUAUCUGACAGUUGAUAUUGUAGUAUGGAAAGACACCAAUGAUCUAUCUGACAGUCGUUAUUGUAGUAUGGAAAGACACCGAUGAUCUAUCUAACAGUUGAUAUUGUAGUAUGGAAAGACACCAUUGAUCUAUCUGACAGUUGAUAUUGUAGUAUGGAAAGACACCAUUGAUCUAUCUGACAGUUGAUAUUGUAGUAUGGAAAGACACCAAUGAUCUAUCUGACAGUCGAUAUUGUAGUAUGGAAAGACACCGAUGAUAUAUCUGACAGUUGAUAUUGUAAUAUGGAAAGACACCAUUGAUCUAUCUGACAGUCGAUAUUGUAGUAUGGAAAGACACCGAUGAUCUAUCUAACAGUUGAUAUUGUAGUAUGGAAAGACACCAUUGAUCUAUCUGACAGUUGAUAUUGUAGUAUGGAAAGACACCAUUGAUCUAUCUGACAGUUGAUAUUGUAGUAUGGAAAGACACCAAUGAUCUAUCUGACAGUCGAUAUUGUAGUAUGGAAAGACACCAAUGAUCUAUCUGACAGUCGAUAUUGUAGUAUGGAAAGACACCAAUGAUCUAUCUAACAGACGAUAUUGUAUUAUGGAAAGACACAGAUGACCUAUCUGACAGUCGAUAAAUGAUCUAUCUGACAGUCGAUAUUGUAGUAUGGAAAGACACCGAUGAUCUAUCUGACAGUUGAUAUUGUAGUAUGGAGAGACACCAAUGAUCUAUUUGACAGUUGAUAUUGUAGUAUGGAAAGACACCAUUGAUCUAUCUGUGGAAUUACACAGAAGAUCGCUCUGACAGUUGAGAUUGGAAUAAAGAAAUACUGAUCUGACAGUUGACAUUGUAGGGUGGAAGAAGACAUGAUCUCUCUGACAAUGAAUAUGAAAUAUGUAGAAUGAAGUGUAGUUCGCUUUAUAUUGUUUAAUUACAGGCAUAACUCACUCAUAUGGUGGGUUAGGUUCCAGUCCACCGCUGUAAAGCCAAUCACAGCUUUAUUUAAUUUGCAAGUCCAUAUAAAAGCAGUAAAUCAUUACAUUUAUGCUAUCAUACAAUAUAUUUAUAUUAAGUGUGCAACUGCUCAAUAUCAACAAAAAAAAUAAGAAAAAUAAAUAGCAUCAUCUGAAUAUAGUUGAAAUACUAGCGAGCGUCAAAAUGCAAGAUAUUACUGUACAGAAUAUGCCAUUUUCAUUUAUAUACAAUGAAUGGUUUGUGUUAAAAAAAAAAGAUUAUAACAACUCUGGAAGCAAGCAUGUUCACAAAAAAGGAAGAAUUGGGCAUCGUACACUGAACACGAACCAAUCCUUUAAGGAAAGGGUCUGGUUUUUAUUAAUCUCUCCCUCUCAUUAAAGGACCCUAAGGACACUGUCACUUAUUACUUGAUUAUUUAAUACAUUUGCAGCCACAUAGCUAGAGAAUUGCAUAUACUAUGUCUGUGUCCCACGGCCCAUUAACUCUGAAUCCAGACUCCCUGUGCUGUGUGUUUCUCGCUCCUUGACCCAGAUGGAAAGUCAAACUGAGGAGUUUGAAGGAGAGAACACGGAAUCUCUGUCUCUCCUGCACUGCAAUAUAAUAUGAAAAUAGGAACAUUUCUGUGGUUUUGUCUGGUUAGGAUGAUCAAGGCUUUGGAGGAAAAAUAUACACUGACAGUACUGUUUCGCUGUACAUACAGUUAGACCAUUUUAAAGUUCAAACUCAGUCAGGAGAUAGGAGGUUCCACAUGCACUUACUCACAGAGGAUUAUUCACUAAAUCGAGCGUUGCCGGGAAUUUACGUUCCAAAAUAACCCAACUGAACUGGCUUUGAGAAUUAUUCUUAUUCAUCAAUUUUUGGCCCAAAUUUUUAAUUCUUUUUGAAUUCGCUUUGAAUUCCCAGCAAUUCAGUGAAUAUCCCGGAUAGAGAUAAUUCACUAAAAUCUGACUUGUUCGGAAUUCAAAAUGAAUUUGGAAAACUUCUCGGCUAAAUUCAGUUGAGCUCUUUUGACCUAAAAAUUAACUUGUUAUUCCUGACAACACUUUAGUAAAUAAAUCUGUGAGUUGUAAACUUCAGUCAAAAAAUUAUUGUAUAAUAAAACUCGAAUUGGAAACUUUUUAAAAAUGAGUUAUUUCAGCUUAAAUGUACUAUUUGGUUUUCAACUUAUGUGGCUACUCACCUAUUAGUCCAGGUCCAGGUUUCCAAAUUUCUUAUUGGCCUAAAAUGUACAAUUAUUUUGUUAAUACACCCCAAUUCUCUGUUAAGUGAAUACCCCACUUCCAGUUAGCAGUUAUACUGCCUGCUGUUCUCCUUUCAGUCUGUUGCAUUCACUGCUGGGUUUAAAAAACAAACCAAAAAACUUUCAUUGAAUACUUUUCAGAAAUACAAUGCUGAUUACGACCUGUCAGCCAAACAGGGAGCUGAUACGCUGGCAUUUAUCUCCUUGCUGGAGGAGAAGCUGCUCCCAGCCCUGGUGAGUGUCCAUGGCUACUGCGCAGGUUAGAAAAAAAAUCACCCAUGUUCUUUGCUUGCUGUAGAAUGGAUGUGACGUUACAUUGUUUUGCUGCCGUCCCUGUCUGCAGAUUCACACAUUUUGGGUGGAUGCCAAGAAUUAUGUGGAGCACACACGCAAGUGGUAUGCGGAAUUAAUCCCUUUCCCCCUGAAUUUCUUUAUUCCAAACCAAAUUCACAAGAGCGCGUUGGAACGCCUGCAGCUGAUCAGGGGAGAGAGCUGGGCAGAGGAGGAUGAUGCCUUAGAGAAACAGGUAACAUACAUAUCGAGUUAGAUGAGAAGGGGAGAGGGUCACUUGUUGUGGACAUGUGCAAUAGGGAUGUCACAGGUUGUAUAGGUGGGAUAUAGGGAGGGUCACAGGUUGUAGAGAUGGGAUAUAGGGAGGGUCACAGGUUGUGGAGGUGGGAUAUAGGGAGGGUCACAGGUUGUGGAGAUGGGAUAUAGGGAGGGUCACAGGUUGUGGAGGUGGGAUAUAGGAAGGGUCACAGGUUGUGGAGGUGGACUAUAGGGAGGGUCACAGGUUGUGGAGGUGGACUAUAGGGAGGGUCACAGGUUGUGGAGUUGGGAUAUAGGAAGGGUCACAGGUUGUAGAGAUAAGAUAUAGGAAGGGUAACAGGUUGUAGAGAUGGGAUAUAGGAAGGGUCACAGGUUGUGGAGGUGGACUAUAGGGAGGGUCACAGGUUGUGGAGGUGGACUAUAGGGAGGGUCACAGGUUGUGGAGUUGGGAUAUAGGAAGGGUCACAGGUUGUAGAGAUAAGAUAUAGGAAGGGUAACAGGUUGUAGAGAUGGGAUAUAGGGAGGGUCACUGGUUGUGGAGGUGGAAUAUAGGAAGGGUCACAGGUUGUAGAGAUGGGAUAUAGGGAGGGUCACUGGUUGUGGAGGUGGAAUAUAGGAAGGGUCACAGGUUGUGGAGGUGUAAUAUAGGGAGGGUCACAGGUUGUGGAGGUGGGAUAUAGGAAGGGUCACAGGUUGUAGAGAUGGAAUAUAGGAAGGGUCACAGGUUGUAGAGAUGGGAUAUAGUGAUGAUCACAGGUUGUAGAGGUGGGAUAUAGUGAGGGUCAGGUUGCAGAGGUGGAAAAUAGUGAGGGUCAGGUUGCAGAGGUGGGAUAUAGGGAGGGUCACAGGUUGUGGAGGUGGGAUAUAGGAAGGAUCACAUGUUGUGAAGGUCAGGGAAAAACUUGAUAAUGACGUCAUUACAUUUAGAGUGAUUGAGGGGGUAAGGUCAGAGGAUUUGAGGAAAAACAUCUAAAAUUAGCUAAAAAUAAGUGGAGUUAUUAGCAAACUGUAUCCGAUCUGUGAUCUUACAACAUACAGUUAUAUAAGGCACCAUGCAGAGGGUUAUCUUAACUAUGAAAUGGCAUUCAACUUUCACUAGAAUAAGACACAUGUUAAGGUAUUGUGCAGCACCACCUCCAAAUGGGCUAGUGGCAUAUGUAAGACACAGUUUUGGUCACAAUGCACUGUAGCCAUUGCCACAAGAUGCUGGGAUAUGUAGUUAGAUACAUUAAUGAACCGAACACUAAUUACUGAGAGUUUGAGGUCUGUUAUACUGGGAUAUUCCAUGAACUGUGAUCAAAGCCACUAUAUUCACAUAUGGCCCUUGGGAGUUCAUUUCUUAUGCAUUGUGACCAUGGCCACUGAGAUCUGUGACAGCGCCCAUACAUACAGAGUGAUACAGAAAUCUCCUGUUUGCAGCCUGACACUGGUGUGUCUUAUUAUGGAGAGUAAAGGUCCAAUGCCCCCAUUUAGCUACCCUACAGAGCCUGUCCCCUAUGUGUUGUGGGCAGCUGGUGAUCUCUACAUUUAUGCUUCUACCUAGGACAUUAUGUGCUGGCACCAAAAUAUAUCUUAAAUACAAAUAGGCUUUCAUUGACCCCUCAAUGUUAAUAUUUGUAUAUGUUGUCAGUAUCCAUCUAUCAAGUGAAUUAUUUUGAUUAAUGUUAUUUCUUUAAUUUUUGUGCUUUUUUAUACUAUGUAAUUGUGCAAAUAUAUAACUUGUCUGUAAAGCCUGUAUAAUAAGUACAUCUAGGUAGGGUCACCUGGUGCAGUCAUUGAUGGAGUAGUUUGCACUGUGUGGAAGGGGGCCCACAUGAUUUGUAGCCAGGGGAUUUAGAUAUUCAAAUGAUGUGUGGAGGGGCGCUGGUGGGCUAUGAAAUCGGUCAUGUGUUAUGGCUGUAUCUGGGUACAUAGUUGGGUUUAGGAGGUGGUGGGGAGACAGAGUCACGGGUGGUCUGGGGGUGGAUUGGGUCGGAGGUUGUGAGUGGAGUGAUGAUGGGUCAUAGUGUUUGGAGAUGGGGCAUUGCUGGGUUCACAUCUGAGGAAUGGAAGAGUCGCAGGAAAUGAGAUGUUUAUUGUUUUGUGGCUUGGAACUGGGCAUGUGGUGCUCACGAAUGUGUGGAACUGGGCAUGUGGUGCAUUCGAAUGUGUGGAACUGGGCGUGUGGUGCUCACGGAUGUGUGGAACUGGGCAUGUGGUGCUCACGGUGUGGAACUGGAGCAGUGCAGAUGGUCACAAGGUGUGUUGGAUGAGUUGUUGAGUGGGUUCAAAGGUCACUGUGGGUGAAGUUUAGCAAUGGAGUGGCAUGCAUAAAAUUUGAAUGAACCCCUUAGUGUGUCACAAGGUGCAGAGAUGCGUAAUCGAGUGGGUCACACUGUUUGUAGUUGUGCAGCCAUGUAACAAAAGCCUGGGAAUUUACAUGGCUGCACAACUACAAACAGUGUGACCCACUCCACAAUUUCCAUUAAAAUGAAAUUGUCAGAGUGUGUGUGACAUAAUGCCUUUUAUCUCCUCAGCUCUACGCCGACGCACAGGAAUGCAUAAGUUUAUUAUCGCAGCUACUUGGAACAAAGAAAUUCUUCUUUGGAGACUCGUAAGUAUCUGGAAAAUGAGCAUUUACCUGUGAGAUUCCACAUGUGCAGAGGUUCAGUAAUCCAUUCUGUCACUGUGUGACCCUCUGUUAACUUUAGCAGCAGGUAUAGUAAGAAGCAUUUUAAUUCACACAUGUCCAUCAGACAGCAGCACAGGGGUAAUAUUUGCAUGAGAUUUUUUGAGUGUUCUGUUACAGGAAAAGCUUGUUGGUGUCUCCUCUUAUUUAAUCAGAUAAUUUCAUGGAGAAACAAGCAAAACACUAGUUCACUGUUCUCAUUCAGCUUCAAGAUAAAAGGAGAUAUUUAAAAUAAAUAAAUCUCUCUCUCUCUCUCUCUCUCUCUCUCUCUAUAUAUAUAUAUAUAUAUAUAUAUAUAUAUAUUACAUCAAAUCAGGGACCAUAGACCUUAAUGAGUUGCUAGUAGGCUAAGGCUGCAGUCGCCCCCUUUAUUUUUUAAACUCUUUUCAAGCCUCAAUCGGAAACGUCUUAAAGGUAUCUGCCUCAGAUGUAUUCUUUGAGGACGUGAAAAGCUGCAGAUCCUUCUUUCCAUUACAUUCGACAACAAAAGAUCUGAUCUUGAAUGAAUGGUCUGAACCUGAGAAAAAAGUUCUCUCUUCAAGGGAAGAAUUUAUCCGUUUGACAAUAAGGAAUGUAAGAGUUGGAACUCUUGGAAGAUGCAACUGUUAUUAGGCUGGUUAAAAAGACCACCCUCCCUAAAGAUAGUAUAUAUUUUAGAGAACCUAUGGAAAAGUAGAUUGAUUCAGAUCUAGGGAAAAGGUAUUUGGCUUUGGUUUCAGACUUUCAUCCCAUGGUGGUUAUGACAUCAGUGUCAAGAGCUCUAAAGAUUUGGAUUGAUAAUCUUGAAGAAGACUUUGCUAAAGGCAUUUGGAGAGAAAACUUGAUUGAUUCCCUCAAAGAAUGUUGUCUAUCAGUAUCUCUAAAGCUCCUUUGGACAUUACUAAAAUUAUUGCCAAAAGUAUGGCAUAAUCAGUGGCUUCUCAGUUAGCUCUAUGGCUUCAUUCCUGGGGCACAGGUUAUUCAUCUAAGGCUAAUCUAUGCGCCCAUACCUUUUAAGAAGAUAACCUUUUCGGCAAAGCCUUAGGUAAUUCUAUCCAGAAAGUAGCUGAGGGCUGAAAGCCUUUCUUCCACAAGAGGGAAAAUGUCUUUCUCCAUCUUAAUGUAGAUUUAAAAGAUACAGAGAUUGCUCCUUACAGACCUGGCAGAGAGUACUACAGAAAUAAUUCUUGGACAGUUUCACAAUCCUCAGCUUCAGAAUCAAUUAAGGAAGAGGACAGAGAUCCAAUACCAAGUCAUUGCGAAGGAGUACAGGCUUAGACCUUGAAAAUAGGUGGCCGUGUAAGAGGAUUAUUUCAGAUCUUGACUACAAACAUCAAAAUCAGGCAAUCAUCAGAGAAAAAUUCAUAGUAACAAGGAAAUUUGGGAAAUCCACAGCUCCUUCCUGGGUAAAAUUUCAAGCCUGCAUUUCAAAGUUCUUUAAUUAAGGAGUAAUCUUAGAAGUGCCCCUACAAGAACACUACAAAAUAUUAUACUCUAAAAAAAAAAAAAUGUAAACUAAUUUUAGACCUAAAAAUCAUAAAUGUUCCUGAGGAAAGAAAUCAUACAAUAUGGAAUCCUUGGCAUCUAUACGAGCCUUACACAAAGGAGAUUGGCCCACAAGCAUUGACUUGAAAGAUACAUUAUGCCAGAUACCAAUUCACAAGAAGUAUGUGAAAGUUCUCCAUUUCCAUGUCCUGGGGAAACACUUCCAGUUUGUGGUUCUCCCUUUUGGGUUCAGUCAGCCCCCAGGAUAUUUUUCAAAAGUUCUUAUUUCAUUAAUACCAGUAAUCAUAAAGCAAGGAAACCAGAUUACCUGGAUGUUAUCCUUAUUAUAGCCCAGAGUUAGAGAGUUGGUGUUCAAGAUAAAAAUGAUGCUUUACUUAGAAGAACACGGUUGGAUUCUGAAUCAACAGAAAAGCAACCUAGUUCUGGCAACCUCAAUUGUUUUUCUAGGGGCUCAGAUCCAUACAGAAAUGGCAGUUAUAAAAUUGUCAGAAGAAAGAAAAGCCUGAUUAAAAGACAAGCUACAGACACUCUUAAACCAUGAGCCUUCUGAGAUCUCUCACCUCGACAAUAGGCUUGGUCAGAUGGUUUCACUGACAGGUCAGACUAGCUCAAAGGAUUUUUUGGAACCAGCUAAUUUGUGUUGCAAAGGAACUCAAACUGAACUUGUUCUGGUGGAUGGAAGAUCAAAAUCUGAGCCAAGGUUUUCAUCUGGAUAUAUGUCACUACAGAUGCCAGUAGAAGAGGAUGUGGAGCACACUGCAAAGACCGAAUGGCUAAAGUUUGGCCAACUCAGUUAAUGCAUCUACAAUCAAAUCUCUUGGAGCUGUUUUCAGAGCAUUGAUGAGUUUUGCUCCACUUAUGAUAGAACAGUAUGAUUUAAUAAAAACAGAGAGUCGGACAGUAGAUUCAUAUGUAAAUCAUCAAGGAGGGAAUAGGAGUGUGAAACUCAUCAAAGAAUUGAAACCUAUGAUGUUUUGGACACCAUCUCAAAGGCCUCAAUGCAGUUUAGCUUCCAGGGAAAGAGAAUGCUUUGGCAUAUUUCUUGAGCAGAUCGAAUCUGAAUCCAGGAGAGUGGAGCCUUGAAAAGGAAAUAUUUCUUCAAAUUGUGAAGAAGUAGGGAAUGCCUCAAAUAGACUUCAUAGCAUCAUCCAAGAAUGCUCACUUUGCAAGAUUGUUGUCCAGCAAACUAGACCUUUAGGCAGGACCUGAAUUGAGAAUGCAAUCUGGGAUAUGUGUUUGCCCCAAUCCCUAUAAUACAUUGAAUCCUGAGAAAGAUUUGGAAAGCCAAUAUCAAGGUGAUUGCCAUUAUUCCACUUUGGCCGAGGAGGCCUUUGCUUCCUGUAUUGCUCAAAAUGAGGUUUAGAGGAACCAUGGAUGCGUCCCAAUGUGUGGGACCUUUUUCGCCAAAGGUCAGCAAUCUAUCCUUCUCCUCAGUCUCUGAACCUUUCAGCAUGGCUUUUGAGAAGCCACUUUAGCCACCAGGACAACUACAGCUUAUUGUAUUUGUUCUGGUGAGUAGAAUCAUUUCUCUUCAGGCAUUUUUCAGUAAACACUGUCUUUUCAGAGAAAAUCCAGUGUUUACAUUCCUAGGGAUACCUUCACUGGCCACUCAGGCUGCUAGGGGUGCUUGCUUGGGCAAUGCUACACGCUGCCAUUCAGUGCUUCCACCCUCUGCAUUCAGACACUGAACUCUCCUCAUAGAGAUGCAUUGAUUCAAUGCAUCUCUAUAAGGAGAUGCUGCUUACCCAGGGCUGUGUUUGGCUUGUGCUGGCUCUGCCCCUGAUCUGCCUCCUUGACAGUCAGUUCUAUGUGAAAGAAUUGUGAUUGGCUUGGAAUAUCACUUCUAAUUAUGCCAGCCAAGCAGGCAGAUCAGGGACAGAGCCAGCAGCUGCAGACUUGAAUAAAAGUAAGAUUUUACUAUAUAUUUUUUGUGUGGUAGAGGGGCAAAGGGGGCUAGAUGGUGGUUUUAACACUAUAGGAAUACGUUUGUGUUCCUGACACUAUAGUGUUGCUUUAAGGCUAGAAAGUCUACUUCAGCCACAUAUCACAUUUGGGACAAUUUUAAAGAAUGCUCAGAUACAAAGAAAAUACGUUUUCUAAAUCCAUCCUAUUCAGAUAUUCUCACUUUUUUUGCAAGAGGGAUUAAAAAAAGAGAGCCCGAACUCUCUAAAAGUUAGUCUCAGAUAUGUUUUGGUUUUUUUUAAAUCAAAUUUCCAAGAAAACCAGAGUGAGCAAUUUAUAAUUGAUAGGACAGUCCUAUCACCCGGAAGUGAUCGCGGGGCACCGAAAAACGGCGCAAAAUUCAAUCACAGAUGAAGAUAGAUAUAGAGCACCAAGAAAGGACAUUUACCAUGCACUUUGAAAAAGACCCCAAGUUCGAAACGCUUUAGUGCUGGUGGAUUUUUUAUUUGUAUGCAGUUGGCUUAUGCUGUAUGCCUUCUUUUACUCUAUGUUAUUGUAUCCAGUAAAGUUUAUUUUAUCAUUUAUUCUGGAUCCUGCUAUUCUUCUUUUGGCAUUGAAAAGGAGACAUCACAUGGGAAUUCCACAGCCUGAAUAAGCUAAAUAUUAUUCAACUGCUAUCUAAGCCAGAGCCUGCUUGUUGUGGCUCUGGAAAGUGUGAGUGACCCAAAACCUCUGCAAUAGAUCUUUUAUAUACAUGUAACAGUAUUAUGCUAUGAUUUCUUUGUUAUCUGUGUCAGAUCAAGAGGUUCCUCAUGUAUAAGUAUACUAUUUAAAACGGUUGUAUUAUUGUGCACCCUCCAUUACUUUUUACUCUCUUUCUAAACACUUAAGUGCUUUUUGAGUGAUUUUAGGCACUGGGGGUAGUUGUAUUUUUUCUGUGUACACUACAGUGCCAAUCCACCAUUAUCUUUUCCUGUUUGGAUUUAAUAUCUUCUUAUAUGUCUGUAUUAAACAAGAGUGCAGGUGUAUGAAAGGGGUGUCAUUAGGAGGUUAAGGAUCAAAGAGAAACAAUACAGAGAAUAUGAUGGGUGAUGGAGAGGAGAGAAAGAACAGCAAACUGAUUUGUUACGAGAGCUGGGCUUGUUACUCUUUAGGGAAGACGCACUGGUGGGUCACAAAUGUGCCUCCCUGGUGUCACUGGUUGUUGACCCACUAAGUGCUGCUGCUCCGUGGAGUGCAACCCUUGCUGUGCUACAGAUUGCAUGCUCACCUGGUCUAACCUUUCUCUUCUGACAUUCCUCCUUGCAGGCCUGCCUCUCUUGAUGCACACAUUUUCAGCCAUUUAGCGCUAAUUCUGAACACUAAACUACCCAGCAACAGGUUACAGCAACACUUGAAAACACUGAAUAACCUGUGUCAAUACUGCAACUCAAUACUCAACAUUUACUUUGAACGGGAAGGAGGUAAGUCCUUUGCCACUCGGCAGAUAUUAUGUAUCCACAUCAACACCUUAGCUACCUGGCCAUUUUACACCGGUGUGCUAAAGCCAUUUUUAGGGUUUUGCUCUUUUUAUGCUCAUUGUACUUAAACACACAAUAUUAGUGCUUUUUCUAUGAAUUAUAUGUUGUUGUUUUUUCAGCAGAUCAUUCACUUGUAGAAUCUAUACAUAUACUCUGUAUAUUUUAAACUGUACAAAAUUCAGAUUUUUAUCUUAAUAUUUACGUGGUUUAUUCAAUAAAGUCCGAAGGCCCACCGUACGGAAUGGGUUAUUCAGACUGCAUAAUCCAGACAUUGUUCAUGCAAUUUAACAACAUCCAGAUUUUUGCAAUUCAGGCCCCAAACUGGCCUGAACUUGGCCCCGACUUCAGCUGGACUGAAUGCCGCAGGACGACUGACAUCCAGACCAUAUAAAUUAAAUCUGGGCCAAAGAGCUUCAGAUCUGUGCCUGGAUUUUAAAAAAUCCAAACUUUUUGCCUGGCAGCACUAGCAGCUAUACUGAGACACUAUAGUCACCAAAACAACUUUAGCUUAAUGAAGCAGGUUUGGGGUACAGAUCAUGCCCCUAUAGUCUAACUGCUCAAUUCUCAGCCAUUUAGGAGUGCUACAUUAAGCCAAAAUUGUUUUGAUGCCUAUAGUAUCCCUAUAAAAACCCUCGGCUGUGCGAGGAUUAAUGAUGUGGUGGUUGACCAACCGCCUAUUAAAAAGGUAAAAAAAUAAAUAUAAAACCUAUGACAAUAAGACCCUGGGUGUGUGCUGAGGGGGGAGGGGUCAUUAGGUCCUCUCCCUUUAAUAUCAAUGUUAGGGCCCCCAUACCAGUGGGUGGGGGCCAAGCUGGUACACUAGGUCCUUCCCCCUGAAUAUUAUAAUUCCCCCCCCCCCCCAUUUAUUGUAUGUGGGGUUUAUGUCACCGUUAUAGCAAUGGCUGCCAAGUCGCUAGUUUUACCAUGUUAGUAGAUGUGUGGCAGGUGGGGAAGUUGUUAAGCCUUCCUUAUAGUAAUAUGGGGUUCUAUUGACCGCAAAAGGUUUUUUUCUUUGUUUUAACUUUUUAAUGUGGCAGCUGGCUAGCAAGUGCUGUCCCUCAUCCACAUAAUUAAAGGAUAACUAUAAGGUCAGGAACACAAACAUGCAUUCCUGACCCUAUAGUGUAAAAACCACCAUCUAGCCCCCCUGGGCCCCUCAUGCCUCCAUAAAUAUAGUAAAAAUCUUACUGUAUUGAAGCCUGAAGCUGUAACUCUGCAUGCUGUUAGACUCAGAAAAACAGUCUGCUGACAUCAUCAGAAGUGGUUGCCUGAUCCAUUCACAAUGAUUCCACAUAGGAUUGGCUGAGACUGACAAAGAGGAAGAUCAGGGGCAGAGCCAGCACAAUUCAAACACAGCCCUGGCCAAUCCGCAUCUCCUCAUAGAAAUGAAUUGAAUCAGGAGUGGCCAGUGAAGUUAUCACUAGGCUGAAAAGACAGUGUUUACAGCAAAAAGCCUGAAGGUAAUGAUUCUACUCACCAGAACAAAUUCAAUAAGCUGUAGUUGUUCUGGUGACUAUAGUGUCCCUUUAACCGUCAUGAAGCAAAGAGUUAGAAUAUUACUUCAAAUUAUUGUUCACUUGCAUACCAGUGCCUUGUGAAUUUGGUGAUUUUUACUGGAGUUUGUAUGUCUGAUGCCCAAACUCACCUAGCAAAGACGAAUAAUAAUAAACAUAAAAUAAUUGCACUAAAAAUUCUGCUAUAUAGGCAUAAGAUUUUUUUCAGAUAAGGGGUCUCAUGCUCAUCUAUAUAAUUUGAGGGCAAUAGGGAGCUAUGUAGGGAUAAUUGUGGGGCAUGGCACAAUAUGUCUGACAGCUACCCCACACCCCAUGAUUUGUGAUCACAGUUGCCAUUGUGAGCUUCCUGGGUGCUUAAAGGCUCUCCUUUUUCAAAAGAGGGUCCAUUUAGCCUAUUUUUGUGCUCAUACAAGUAACAAAGUUAUUUUUAGGGCAUUGAGCACCUAGUAGGCUGAUGAUAGCCAUUCCUAAUUAGACCCCUGAUUUGAAAUAGAAUCCUCCCCUAUUUCAUAUAAAGGGUAUUAAGUAUUGUGUGGUAUUAUGUAUUUAAGGAAUAGUAUCUUGUUUGGAACCCCUGUCCCCCAUUCCCUUAUGAGUUGAUUGCCAUUUUUAUUUUCACCUACCCAUAAUGAAACACCACACUGCCUUCCGAAAUGGCAUUAUGCCACUCUGGGAUUGCUAGAAGCUUUAAAAGGUGUCUGGAUCAGGCGGUCACUAUUAUUUUAGUAAUCAUCUGUAGAUUAUAUGGACAUGUAAAUCCCCUCCAUAGACUGCUGUCCUUGUAGACAGUGAGGUAGGAGAUCUAUGUUUCUAACGUGAUCAUCUGUAUUCUAGGCAGACAAGUGACAGCUCAUUUGAAAUAACAUAUUCUUCUUUAUCAAGCAAGGGCUUUCCUAAUCCUUUAGUUGGUGCAGUGUGAGAUACAAAUUCCCAUAUCUCUGCACCACUUCAGUGAGAAAGUGCCACGGUGUCAUCGCGCAGCUGGAUGGCGCCUUUUUUAAUAUAAUGUGGAAGACUAGUUUGUUUCGUAUUCGUCAUGAGUUACAGAAGAGCAAACAUACAACGCAUUUCAGAAAUGCUACAGCAUAGAGUCUUCAUCCGCAGUGAAAGCGUUAUGGAUAUAACAAGGGUUUUAUUACAUAGUUAUUAAGGCUGAAAAAAAGACUAGCAUCCAUCAUGUACACCUUUUCUUACAUCAUCUUUAUAUGUUAAAAUUCUGUUUGGCAUUAUUAUAAAUACACAUAUUUUGGUUUAAUCACUAAACUUUGAAUUGUAGCAAAUUUUAAUCCAAAUGGCAAAAUUACAAUUAAAUUGUGACUACAGCUGAGUUGGAUAAUAUUCUCCAAAUCAGCGAUUUAAGCCUCAAUUUUUUCAUUUAGAUUUUUAUUUCUUCAUGAUUAAAGAUAAGUGAAAAAACUCUAUAAGAAUAUAUCCACAUGGCAUUAUCUUAUAUUAUAUACCUGUAACCCAUGCACUCCGAGAGGAAACAUGUUAUUAGACCCCAGCUAACACUGCUCUGUGUCCACCUUAAUCUUUCAGACAGCAUUCCUCGUGUGGCCCCAAAAACACCAACUGCAGAGACACCAGAUUCUGAUGAGGAACCCCACAAACGGCGUAACCAGAUCCUUUCGGUGGCAGUUGCUCUUCUGGCUAUGGUUGGAUACGCUUUACUAACUGGGAUUGUCUCAAUCCAGCAUGUGGCGUCAGACUCUGCCCUUGAACGACGUCUCACAGUGGAUGACAAUGAAGAAGAUGAGGAGUGAGACAGAGUGGACCAUUUUAGUUCCCAAGACACUUUGCAUUCCGUACCCUUAACUAUAGGGGGCUGGAGAUCACAGGACUCAGCUUAUUUUUGGACUUGAAACAUUAAAAGUUAUGAUUUCUCUUAUGUAAGUCUCUGCAUUGUCUGGUAUGACGUUAGUAGUGAUUGGAGGAAAGUUACGUUGAUACCAAGAGAGUAAUGGACCCUUUUGCUGAGAGUUUCUAAACUAUAGUGUGAAGGUCUAUACUGCUAUCAGCAGCAGAACGUCAGGCAGACAUUACAAUGAG